CUUCACAAGUUAACAGCUCUUGAAUAAUUCAUCCCAGGCGCAGGAAGGCUGUCUCUUGCCUGAGUGAUGCGCACAGAGCAGGAGAGAGCUGCGAGUGGGUUCGCGCCACCGCCUCUCCCUUCUGAGCUCAGAGCGCUCCUCAGCUCAGCUGCUGCCGCGCCCUCGCCGCCGCGCUGCCUGCCACCGCCCGGCGUGCAGCAGGCGCUUUCCUUUGCAGCCCCUCGGAUGCCGCCGGGGAGCAGCGGGGCGCUCGCUCCUGGCACGGAGCCCGGCGGAGUUCCUCCUGCUGACGGCGGACCGCAGGCUCGGCUGAGCGGCGACCUCCUGGCAGCCCCCUCUUCGGCGCGGGCUGAGGACCGAGCCCAGGACCAGGGAUCCCACCCCUCCGUCUGACAUCUGCCCCGUUGCGGCAUCUCUGCGGUCUGCUAACCAGGGUCUCCAGCGGCACGCGGUGAGCGGUGUCAGGAUGGGCGGCGCCGCCCGAAGCCGACGCUAGGCGCGGGGGUAGCGGCGGCCAGGAUGAGCAACGCCUCGUCCGCGUCCACCACCGGGGAGCCGCUGCCGCUGCUCUGCGAGGAAGAGGAGCCGUGGGCGGGCCGGCGCAUCCCCGUGUCCCUGCUGUAUUCGGGGCUGGCCAUCGGAGGCACGCUGGCCAACGGCAUGGUCAUCUACCUCGUGUCGUCCUUUCGCAAGCUGCAGACCACCAGCAACGCGUUCAUCGUGAACGGCUGCGCCGCCGACCUCAGCGUGUGCGCGUUGUGGAUGCCGCAGGAGGCAGUGCUGGGGCUGCUGCCCGCGGGCGCGGCGGGGCCGGCGGGGGACUGGGGCGCUGCGGGCCGCUACCGCCUGCUGCGGGGCGCGCUGCUGGGCCUGGGGCUCACGGCGUCGCUGCUGUCGCACGGCCUCGUGGCGCUGAACCGCUACCUGCUCAUCACGCGCGCGCCCGCCACCUAUCACUGCGUGUUCCUGCUCGCCACGCAGCCGCUCGCCUGGGUGAGCCUGGCGCGCGGCCUGGCGCUGCCCGUGCCCUGGGGCGUGCAGGCGGCCAGCUGGCUGCUGUGCUGCGCGCUGUCGGCGCUCAACCCGCUGCUCUACACCUGGAGGAACGAGGAGUUCCGCCGCUCGGUGCGCUCCGUGCUGCCCGGCGUGGGCGACGCGGCCGCUGCCGCCGUCGCCGCCACCGCGGUGCCCGCUGUGUCCCAGGCGCAGCUGGGCACGCGCGCCGCCGGUCAGCACUGGUGACCCCGAGCGAGGCUCUGGCGGCCGACAGCCGCGCCCACCGCGGAGCCCGCCAGGCCCGAGCCGGGUCCCGACCGCCGAUUCUCACUCCCGCUUCCGCGCUUUUGAGCGGCCCUCGAGUCCGUGCGCCCGAGACGCUGAGAACUCGCCAAGUGGCGCCUGAGAGGACCCGCGAGGCUGUUCCAACCGGCGGCCAUAAAGCCUGCGUGGCACCAACCCUUUCUGCUCACCGUCUCAGUACGCGACGCGCCUCGAAUGUGCAUGGGCCGAAGGACUCACGAGCAAGGCGCAGUCUGAGAGUUAGAAAGGAGCUUGUAUCUCGGGAUGCUUCAUUGUGUUUGAUCUUGUAGAUAAACUCCAGAGAGGGAAGCCUGGGACGGUGCGCGCCGCACCGACCUUCCUUGCCACUGAGACCUCAAGUCCUUUAUUUUUAAAAGGGUUUUUAUAAAGUCAAGUUAUUCUUUAAUGAGAUAGAAUCAUAGUCAGGGAGAAAAACCCGCAAAUUUUCUCACUUUACACUCCUUUCCCACUUCUAAGAUUAAUACUAGCGUUGAGCAUUAGGUGAAAAUUUUCCGGCUUGUUCACAAUAGUCAGAGCCAGAAACGGAAUUUUGAAAACAAACCAGGGGGUUCUCCGUUUAGGUGCCAGCCUCACGUUUCUACAGCAUGCACACUUGUUGUUACCCUGACUUUGUAACCAAUUUACUUGUCUUCAGAGUGUGCUUGCAGUCUUGAGCGUUCUGCACCAUUCUGGAUGCUGAGGAGGACAAGGCCUGUGUUUCUCUCUCACAGCGUCUCACUGCACAUGACAGAAUCAAACACUACUAAUACCAUAACUGCACAGCUGAUGCUAGCUUCGACUGCAUGCUCCUAGAUGCUAGAACUUAUUGGGCAUGUGACUACUAAAGCAAUAGCCAUUAGACAAGGACAUUUUGUUUCUUCCAGACACCAGAAGAAAUGACCUUCAAUCAUUUGGAAGAGAUACAGAGACACCUCUGGCACCUAGAGUUCUGCUGGUCUUGCUCUGACUUAUGAGAAAGCCCCCAGUUGGCUUUCUCUCAUAAAUGGAGCCACAGUCAAGAUGGGUCAGUAGGAGACUCGGCUCUGCUGUCACCUGUGUGCGUUCAUGGGCUGAACAAGCCACACGUCGGAGAGUACUGUGUAUUUGUGUAGUUUGUAUGUAUUACCAUGACGUUGAACGUUGGUAUUAAGUCUAUCGAAGGAAGCGUGAUAAACUCCGCUAUAUAUGAUGAAUGGUUCAAAUGGGACUCUUUUCAAAUGUAUGGUUUGAGGCUUAUCAUUUUCAUGCUUAGUUUACAAAAUUUAUUUAGGAACAUUUGAGAUGCAAAAUGAAAUUUAUAAAACUAAAAUGGAAAGAAUGUAAUUUUAAUAAUUACAUGUCAGGCUACUAAUACAUUAAAUAUGGGGCCAAAUAGCCUUGAGUAACUGUGUAUUUCAGAUGCAAAAACAGCUUGCUUUGCUGUACUCUUGGACAUUUUAAGCCAGGAUGUUAAGAACAGUUGUGCAUUUGAAUAAUUACAGAAAUGACAGAAAACCUUGUCAUGUUUGUAGUAAAACAAAAUAAAACAAAUAUGUUCAUUGCCAAUGAUACAUCAGCGGUCAUCUUACCAUCAGUUCCCUUUAUGCAUGUACCAUUUCUGACUAGGCUUUCACUUGUUCCCUUUUCCUUGAUUCAGAUAUUUAAUUAAAGUUCAGACA
This is a messenger RNA of Octodon degus (degu), 2957 nucleotides long. RefSeq names its product G protein-coupled receptor 88 (gene Gpr88). Gene Ontology annotation, molecular function: G protein-coupled receptor activity. Gene Ontology annotation, biological process: G protein-coupled receptor signaling pathway. Bases 520 to 1242 code for a protein of 240 amino acids. The transcript has 3 exons. Lineage: Eukaryota; Metazoa; Chordata; Mammalia; Rodentia; Octodontidae. The record is from RefSeq and is a predicted model, not a curated record. Gene Ontology annotation, cellular component: membrane.